Messenger RNA from Caenorhabditis briggsae, 825 nucleotides. Gene Ontology annotation, biological process: GPI anchor biosynthetic process. Gene Ontology annotation, molecular function: hydrolase activity. The transcript has 5 exons. The record is from RefSeq and is a predicted model, not a curated record. Gene Ontology annotation, cellular component: endoplasmic reticulum. NCBI's taxonomy places the organism in Eukaryota, Metazoa, Nematoda, Chromadorea, Rhabditida, Rhabditidae. The coding region runs from base 1 to 825 and encodes 274 amino acids.
AUGAGAUCUUCUCCGUCUCGAAGAGGGUAUAUUUAUGGAAUCCCAGCUUUGCUUCUGGGGUUCGUCGUUUUGUGGAACGAAAGCUGGUCGUAUUGGUGGCUAUCAACCCAAUGGGUUGAGCACGAAGAGAAAGGAAGAUGCGACCGGAUUCUCAUUGUAGCAGAUCCUCAGUUAAUAGGCUAUAAGAAUGAAAAAUUCGGAUCGAUUGCUAGAUGGGACAGUGAUAGAUAUCUUUCAACGGGGUAUAGUUAUGCAAAAUGGAGGUUUCGACCAAAUGCAGUAAUUUUCCUUGGCGAUUUAUUCGACGAAGGCUUUGACUCAAGUGACGAUGAUUGGCAUGAAACGUAUGAAAGAUUUAUUGGAAUCUACACUAUAGAUAAUGGCGAUAAUACGAUCUACAUAGCUGGUGAUAACGAUAUUGGUGGUGAAUCGGAGAUAAUUUCGGAAUCAAGAAGAAAUCAAUUCUAUAACUACUUCCGGAAUAACGUCACCGAUUUGAAGAACCGAUACUCUUUCAGCGAAACAUAUUUGUUUGAAAAUCGGAACCUGAAAGAAAUCACAAAAGCUCAAGUUCCAAUUGCAAAAGUGAUGCUUACUCAUGUGCCUUAUUUCAUCGAAGGCUAUAAGCAUACUGAUGUGGGUAUGGGCAUGGACUUGAUACUGUCUGCUCACGACCACACUACAGGAAUAUACGAAUAUCAACGAAAUCCCCCACAAGCAGUUCUAUUUUCUCGAAUAUACGAUGGUUCACCGACAUACAUCAGCAAAAUCGGACAGACCGAACCGAUCGUCGAGCUACAAACGCCUACGUGCUCGUACCGGUAA